AUGCAGUGUUUAUCAUUUCAUCAUGGACCAGGAGUCUCGGAUCGAAGAAAAUUAGAAAGCCAAAUUUUUGAUGGUUAUUGUUAUCAUUUCUCUAAAAAAGUAAAGAAUACAUCAUAUCUGGUUUGUAUCCAAAAAGAUUCAAAUUAUUGUAAAGGUUCCGGAAAAAUUAUUGAUGGUCGUUUUAAUUCUCUCCACAAGCACAAUCAUCCAAAAAAUCAUUUAUCAGAAAGAAUGUACAAUUUUGAAAAGGAUUUACGGAAUGAGGUUAUUACGGAUAGAUUUAAAUCAAUUAAAAUGAUUUACAAUGAAUUAAGUUUAAAGUAUCCUGAAGUAGUCAUGAUAAAAACUUGGCUGGAAAUGGAGCCGCGAAUGCGUAAAUGGCGUGAAGAGGUUCAACCACCAAUACCUCUCAUGUUAGAAGAAUAUCAAAUGAUUUUAGAUGAUCCUCAGUGGGCAUUUUUAUUCUCUAACAAUGGUGACAUAAAUAAAAUGCACGUCUCAACGAUUAAAAGCACCGAUGGCUCAUGUAUCACUAUAUACGGCAAUGUUGAAUUAUUAAAAUUAAUCAAUCCUCUGCAUCUUAUGAUGGAUGCAACAUUUUCAGUAGUACCGAGAAAGCCAAAAGCUCAUCAACUUUUUACUAUUUUAGCUAUAGCGAUACCAAUUUUGUGGAGCCUAAUGGAAAAAAAAACUGCCUCGGCGUACACAAAGUUAUUGAAUUACUUUUCAACUAUCCUUUCACCUCAAAUACAGCCUACAUUUAUUACAUCAGAUUUUGAGGUCGCUUUAGCACUUGCAAUACAUUCAAAUUUUCCUGAAGCUACACAUUCAAGAUGCUUUUUCCACUAUACUCAGGCCAUUACAAAACGGUUAAAGAAAUUAAGAUUGCUUCCUUUCCUUCAACAGUGUCGGAUGGCGAGAGUCAUCAUGAAGAAAUUUAUAGCAUUACCUCUAUUGCCACCUGAAGAUAUGAGAGAAGCUUACGACUGGCUAUUACAGAAUAUUCCUGAGUGUAUGAAGAGUAUUUUUCAUAAAUUCCUUACAUAUUAUGACCGCCAAUGGGUUCAAUUAACACGGGCAGAGUGUUUGAGCGUAUUUAAAAUGGUACAUCGAACAAACAACUUUUCCGAAGCAUACAAUCGACUUCUUACACUUCUAUUUGGUGAACAUCCUUCAAUAUGGAAAUUUACAGCUAAUAAAAAAGAAGGUGAUGUUAAUGGUACAGAAGACGAUGAAGAUGCUAGUAGUUUGAAGCAAGAAAUUGAUAAUUCUAAAUGA
Molecule: messenger RNA, 1278 nt
Organism: Chelonus insularis
Lineage: Eukaryota; Metazoa; Arthropoda; Insecta; Hymenoptera; Braconidae
Exons: 6
Coding region: 1-1278 (425 amino acids)
Source: RefSeq, a predicted model, not a curated record